AUGACCCAAAGUUCAUUGUAUGGUGAAAAAGUUGCUACAGCUGGUCUGGUAGCUGGAUUUUUUGGAGGUCUGGCACUUGGCUGGCUUUUUAGUUCAUCUGUUUUUGUUAGUAAUAGUGUUAAAGUUGUUGCGAAUAGUUUUGAUUUUGAAAAAGAUCAAUGUGAAGAUGAUAAAAGUUUCGAUCCUGGUUCUUGUGAAGCUGAAGGCGAAUAUAAACUAGUACUUGUCGUAAGAAAUGAUCUCAAAAUGGCGCAAGGAAAAGUAGCUGCACAAUGUUCUCAUGCAACACUUGCAUGUUUCCAAAAAGCAUGUGAAAAAAUACCGCGUAUUGUUGACUCAUGGUUUUCUGGUGGACAAGCAAAAGUCGUUUGUAAAUGUGAAUCUGAUGAUGACAUCGAAUACCUACGUCGUCAAGCUAAGUUUAAAGGUUUAACAACGUGUUUGAUACGUGAAGCAGGUCGAACAAAAAUUGGUUUAGGACAUAGAACAGUACUUGGAAUUGGACCAGCACCUUCAUAUUUAAUUAAUGAAAUCACUCGACAUUUGAAGUUAUAUUAA
Molecule: messenger RNA, 558 nt
Organism: Adineta steineri
Lineage: Eukaryota; Metazoa; Rotifera; Eurotatoria; Adinetida; Adinetidae
Source: the annotation of a GenBank genome assembly